Sus scrofa (pig) is the source of this 7583-nucleotide messenger RNA. The record is from RefSeq and is a predicted model, not a curated record. Lineage: Eukaryota; Metazoa; Chordata; Mammalia; Artiodactyla; Suidae.
AAAAAAAAAAAAAAGAAAGAAAGAAAAGAAAGAGAGGAAAGAAGUGUAGGGGACGCUGAAGAAUUACAGGGAAUCAGAUGUUCCCUCCUGUGUUUUCACUGAGGAAGUAGUUUCUUAGCCUAUGCUGCUUUGGCUUCUCUUGUGACCCCUGUCCCAGCCCUUGGCUGCAUCUACUCCACAUCCCCAGGACUCAAUCCUUCCAUCUGCCUUCUGUUUAUGCACUCACAGCUGCUUUCCCCCCUCAUCCUUUGUUCUUGUUCUUUAAAAUCCAAGGGGGAGUUGCUCUUCUGAAAGCAUUUGAAUUCAGCUCAUGAAAAAUUCUAUAACAAGUGUACUAGACUGUUUGAUCUCUGGCUUCUUUCACACAUUUGCCCUUUAUACCCUGAGAGCCAUGAGCUUCAUUUCCUUGGAGCAGAUUGCAAUUUCAAUGGAAAGGAAAUAACUGUGUAGCCUUCAAGCCGAGUUCAGUUCUAAUAAGAAUCAAGCAAAGCUCAAUUCAGGGCCACUGUGGAAACUCAGGCACUGAAUCAGGCUGUAGAAAUCUCUGUGCCAACACAGCUUAAAGGUUAUGAUAUUGGAAAAUCCUUGACCUGGGUUCAAAUUCUAUCUGCACCAUUUACUAUCUGUGUGAUCUGAGUAAGAUGCUUAAAUUCUGUAGAUUCAUUUUCACCUUACAUAAAUGGGAACACUUGUAUGUUCAAAAGUUUGUUCAGUCAUUCAAGAAAUAUGUUAGUGCAUUCUGAGUAUCAAACUCUCCUGGCUUAUGAUCCAGUGAUUCAAUAGGUAUGAGUCAAAUAAUCACAAAUAAAUAUAGAAUUAUAAAUAAGUAAAUCCAUAAGCUUUAGAUCCAUAAAUCAGGACCUCCUGGGCAAACUGGGAUAUCUGGAUCUGCCCCCGCCUACCACACACUUCCCAUGACAAAGAAGGUUGGGAAAGACUUCCCUGGGGAAGGGUAGACGGAACUGAGAUCUACGGAAAGAGUGAGGAUUACUAGGCAAAAGGGGUAAGACAGGAAUAGUUAGGCCAGGAGAGCAAGUAGCAUAUGCAAAACUCUAAAGCAAGAGAUAGCAUGGGGACUGCAAUAGAUUGAAGACCAGUAUGGUAGAAGACCAGAGGGUGUGUGGCAAAUGUAGGGGCCAGAACACUUGCCUGUUUCAUAGGUGUUAGGAAUGUAGGCUUGAUCCUGGCUGGUUUUAAGUAGGAAAAUUGCAAGACCAGAUUUGCAUUUUAAAAAAAAAAUCAGUUUGGCUAACAAGCAGAAUUGAGUUAAGUGGUGAUUCUCAGUCUUGACCUUCAAAGUGAAACUUUUAAACAGUGUCAGAGCCUGGGCCCCAUCCUCAGAGAUUUGGAUUUUGUUGGUUUAGAGUAUAUUCCUGUAGAUUAUAAUGGAUGCCAGGGCUGAGGUUCACCCAGGAUGGAGGCUUUAUGGAUGUGGGAAAGAACAAUUGCGAAGCUUUUAUAGUAGUCCUGAUAAGAAAUGAUGGAACAGAUUUUGAGACAGAGCAGGGACCCUGUGGUUAUACAGCAGUGAUUCUCAAUCUAUACUGGACUUCCAGUCCCUGGAAGAUUUGUUAAAAUGCAGAUUUUUCUGGGCCUUUUAAUUCCAUAGGUCUGGGUUGGGACCUGAGAACAUGCAUUUCUGACCAGUUCUCUGGAGAUGCUAAUCAUGCUAGUUUGGUGAUCACUGAUCUAGAGAAAAGCUGUCAGAUUUGGUAGAUAAAAUGAACAGAAUUUGAUGGUAGAUGGUCUGUGCAGCUAAGGAUGAGGGGGACUGUAAGGACUCUUCAGUUUUCUGAAUUUUGCAACUGAAUGUGUGGGUUGUGCCAUUUAUUGAUAUCCAGGGAACAGCCACCCAGAAGGGACAUGAAUGCAUGUAUUUAAGGGUGUCUUUGAAACAACUAAGUGAAUAUAUCAAGUAGGGACUUGGGAGAACUUGAGGGAAGGUGAUUAGAGCUAUAAAUUUUAAAAUUAUUGUAUAGAUAAUCACUGAAAGGACUUAUCAGUGGGACCACUCAGCUUUGCAACAUUUUUUUUUAACUCUUAUCCUUAAUUUCAAAGCUCUGACUUCUCUUUUUGUUAGCCUUUCCAAAGUGUCAUAACCCUUCCAGCCUCAGUGCCUCCUUAAGUUCCAUUCCUUCUGUUUGGAAGAAUGCUUCCUCCCAGGCCUUCACAUUUAGCUUCUUUUGCCCCUUUAGAUCCCACCCCUCAGGCUUGGUCAUUAGCAACCAGGAACCUUUGUUCUCUGAUUUAUAGCACAAAUCAGAGUUGGUGGUUAUGUGUUUAUUUGUGUGAUUAUUUUCUAAAAGGUCAUCUCUCCUGCUAGAUUCCAAGAAAACACCACUGCAUCCUGAGGGUUUCUCUCAAUCUUAUCACACUUCAGGAAAUCCUCUGAGACAGUUGUUAAAUGUCCAGCAGGUCUUUUACAGAGAUGGUAGUUGUUAAAACAGAUAAUUUCUCAGGAACAGGGAGAAGCAGUUCUUUGUGAAGCAGUUGCUAGUGUUUUUUCAGUAAUGAGAUUAAGUUUUGUAGGACUCCUCCGGCUGGGUGAAUCAGCAACAGCGGCAUCUGGUGGAAGUUAAGUGAUGCAACAACUAUGACCUGUCUGGGCUUAAGGUUGUUUUAAACAAAUGCUGCUUUGGGAGAAAAGACUCUCUCUCUCUUUUUUUUUUUUCCAACCCUUAAAAAUAUGAGUAAUAUUUGUUAAAGGGAAGAUGAACUAUCUUUUUGAGAGAGCUAGCUGGAAUAAUUGGAUAUUGAAAAGUGUUUGGUUUUCAAAGAGGAGAGGCACUGUAAUUUAGAAGGGUUUAUUCAAAGAACACUUAUGGUAGGAAAUAAGGAAGUUAGAGAUCUCCACCCAGAACCAGCAUCACAGAAAAACAGGAACAGGCGUAUAGUUGGGUUUCUCAGAUCUAUUUGCAUUUUGGAACUGACAGGUCAGCGAGGAUAUUGUUCAUCUCUAGCCUGUUGUCUUGUAGCUUCCUUGGUGGCAGAUGCAGGCCUCCAUUACUUUCUCUGCUCUGUUACACUGCUAUGGGCCUUCUUCCUGCAGAAGCAUGGUGUUACUAAAAUGAUGAUAUCAGAGACUGCCCAAUAUGGUGGGGUGAAGAUCCCUUGGAGAAAAUUCUUUCAAUUGGAAGUAUCUGCAAAAGAUAUAAAAAGAUGCUGGUCAGAGAAAUAGGGAAAAAAGCUUUAAAGAAUAUGUGGUGCUAUCGAAGCCAGAGGAAGAAGUAAAUCAAGAGAACUUUCAGCUCUCAUGUGAGAAGUCUGGCUAUCCUGGGUCCACCAAUGGAGUGACCACAUGGCCCAGAGUCAAGUCUCCAGGUACUGAAGUUUUCCAUCCUGGAUAACAGACAAUUGAAGGAAGAAGACUCUGAGAUUAUUUCAGCUCCAGCCAGGCAUGAAGGACCUGCAUGCAAUGAGAACUAUCAAGCUAAACCCAGCUGACCUCUAGACUUACUGUGAAAUGGCACCAGGGAGCAAUUUCAGCAACAGGCAGAAGUGUGUGGAUGUGCUGGACCAGACCCGAAAUAUUUGUCCCUUCAAUCUGUCAUCUCUCUUCAAGUUAGUCUGCAGCCCAGCCCAGACGUUCUGACAGGAUACCUCCAGGAUGCCGCCCAAGAAAGUGCAAAUCCAAGUAGAAGAAAAAGAAGAUGACACUGAGGAAAGUUCAAGUGGAGAAGAGGAGGAAAACAAACUACCUCGAAGAGAGAGUUUGAGACCAAAGAGGAAACGAACCAGAGAUGUUAUAAAUGAGGAUGACCCAGAACCUGAACCAGAGGAUGAAGAAACAAGGAAGGCCAGAGAAAAAGAGAGAAGAAGGAGGUUAAGGAGAGGAGCGGAAGAAGAAGAAGAAAUCGAUGAAGAGGAAUUGGAAAGAUUGAAGGCAGAGUUAGAUGAAAAAAGACAAAUGAUUGCUACUGUCAAAUGCAAGCCUUGGAAAAUGGAGAAGAAAAUUGAAGUUCUCAAGGAAGCAAAAAAAUUUGUGAGUGAAAAUGAAGGGGCUCUUGGGAAAGGAAAAGGAAAACAAUGGUUUGCAUUUAAGAUGAUGAUGGCCAAGAAAUGGGCAAAAUUUCUCCGUGAUUUUGAGAACUUUAAAGCUGCUUGUAUCCCAUGGGAAAAUAAAAUCAAGGCAAUUGAAAGUCAGUUUGGCUCAUCAGUGGCUUCAUACUUCCUCUUUUUGAGGUGGAUGUAUGGAGUAAAUAUGGUUCUCUUUAUCCUGACAUUCAGCCUUAUCAUGUUACCAGAGUACCUCUGGGGUUUGCCAUAUGGCAGUUUACCUAGGAAAACAGUUCCCAGAGCUGAAGAGGCAUCAGCAGCCAACUUUGGUGUGUUGUAUGACUUCAAUGGCUUGGCUCAAUAUUCUGUCCUCUUUUAUGGCUACUAUGACAAUAAACGAACAAUUGGAUGGAUGAAUUUCAGACUGCCACUCUCCUAUUUUCUAGUGGGGAUCAUGUGCAUUGGAUACAGCUUUCUGGUUGUCCUUAAAGCGAUGACCAAAAAUAUUGGUGAUGAUGGAGGUGGUGAUGACAACACUUUUAACUUCAGUUGGAAGGUGUUCACCAGCUGGGACUACUUAAUUGGCAAUCCUGAAACAGCGGACAACAAAUUCAAUUCUAUUACAAUGAACUUUAAGGAAGCUAUAAUAGAAGAAAGAGCAGCCCAAGUAGAAGAAAACGUUCACUUGAUCAGAUUCCUGAGGUUUCUUGCUAACUUCUUCGUCUUUCUAACACUUGGCGGGAGUGGAUACCUCAUCUUUUGGGCUGUGAAGCGAUCCCAGGAGUUUGCACAGCAAGAUCCUGACACCCUUGGGUGGUGGGAAAAAAACGAAAUGAACAUGGUCAUGUCCCUCCUGGGGAUGUUCUGUCCAACACUGUUUGAUUUAUUUGCUGAAUUGGAAGACUAUCAUCCCCUCAUCGCUCUGAAAUGGCUACUGGGACGCAUUUUUGCUCUUCUUUUAGGCAACUUGUAUGUAUUUAUUCUUGCAUUGAUGGAUGAGAUUAACAACAAGAUUGAAGAAGAGAAGCUAGUAAAGGCCAAUAUUACCUUAUGGGAAGCCAACAUGAUCAAGGCCUACAAUGCAUCGCUCACUGGAAAUAGCACUGGGCCACCCUUUUUUGUACAUCCGGCAGAUGUACCUCGAGGACCCUGCUGGGAAACGAUGGUGGGGCAGGAAUUUGUGCGGUUGACUGUUUCUGAUGUUCUGACCACAUACGUCACAAUUCUCAUUGGGGACUUUCUCCGAGCAUGUUUUGUGAGGUUCUGCAAUUACUGCUGGUGCUGGGAUUUGGAAUAUGGAUAUCCUUCAUACACCGAAUUUGACAUCAGUGGCAAUGUCCUUGCACUGAUCUUCAAUCAAGGCAUGAUCUGGAUGGGCUCCUUCUUCGCCCCCAGCCUGCCAGGAAUCAAUAUCCUUCGGCUCCACACAUCCAUGUACUUCCAGUGCUGGGCUGUGAUGUGUUGCAAUGUUCCUGAGGCCAGGGUCUUCAAGGCUUCCAGAUCCAAUAACUUCUACCUGGGAAUGCUCUUGCUCAUCCUCUUCCUGUCCACCAUGCCCGUGCUGUACAUGAUCGUAUCCCUCCCGCCAUCUUUUGAUUGUGGCCCCUUCAGUGGCAAAAAUAGGAUGUUUGAAGUCAUUGGAGAAACACUGGAGCAUGAUUUCCCAAGCUGGAUGGCAAAGAUCUUGAGACAGCUUUCUAAUCCUGGACUAGUUAUUGCUGUUGUUUUGGUCAUGGCUUUGACCAUAUAUUAUCUCAAUGCUACUGCAAAGGGCCAGAAGGCAGCAAAUUUGGAUCUAAAAAAGAAGAUGAAACAGCAAGCUUUGGAGAACAAAUUGCGAAACAAGAAAAUGGCAGCUGCACGAGCAGCUGCAGCUGCUGGCAGCCAGUAACAGUCACAGAUAUCCUGGAGGCCCAGAAGUACUCCUCAUCGUGCUGUUUGAAACCAGUAAUUUAUGUGAAGGCCCUGAAAACAAACAUGUGGAGUUGCUAUUUCUCUGUUCUAAACCUGAUGGAUUAUCAAGGUUAUUCGGUGGUCAAUCAAGACAUCACCUGUCCUAGUUAUGAAGGAAGGUCCUUUACCUUAUUCUGAAUUAAGCAUUUGUUCCCGCACUACCACUUUCUCCCCUGAGCCAGUCCCCUGACAUUUUCUUCAACAAAUUAUGUGUGUGUGAUGCAGCAGUACAGGUAACUGGCUUACUUAUAACCUUUUACUUAUAUGGACUUUCAUUUUAUACAUUUAUUCUGCCUUAGUUUUCUUAGCCAGGGAACAGGAAUAUUUCACCCUCUUUUUUUCUUCUAAGUUCAGAAAUAUCUUCAUAAAGUAUUUUUAUAAUCAUUCAUCUACUCAUUUUUUUUGAAAUUAACAUCAUUUUCCUUUUUCAUUCUUUUUCCCCAUCCAUGGUCCCCACAAACAUGUACUCAAACUCUUUAUUUGCUGCUGGACUCUGUAUGAAACGUUAAGGGCUUUUUAGAAGAAAAAUCAUAUGUAAAUUAGGGGCUUGAUCUGCACUGGGUUGCAGGUCUCUCACCUUAAGGAGAUACAUGGGUUUUAGACAACUCUUUAUAAGCUAAAAAAAAAAAAAAAGACUUCAUAAGUGAUUAUUAUUCCAUCACAGUCUCAUCAUGACCUCAUUGUAUCUCCUGAGCUUAUAUUCUGAUAUUCUAUACUUAUUCUUUGCUUUUUUGUUAAGGUUAUGAAAACAUAUUUUAUGGGGGUAGGGGCUUUAGUUUAUAGAUAUAUUUGAGCAUUAUUAUUUAAAGUUUAAAUUUACUUUGAAUAGUAACAGUCAAUGCUCUCAGCCAGCUUUGUUUUGUGAGUUCAAUAUGUCUUAACUCAGUGUCUCCCCAACCACCUAACCCAAUUUGCCUGCUAUUCCCUACAAUUGGCAUGCUGAUUUUUAUUGUCCUGUUUUUUUAGUUUCUCAUCUUUUCAGUCUUCUCCUGGCCAUAGAAAGAGCACUGUGUUCUUUUGCCAAUUCAUGUUCUUAUAACUUCAGUCAAACCAAAUUCAAGAUGACCUCCUCUGGUCACAUUUUCCUUAUUAGCCUUCAUUCCUAAUCACAACACUUCUUGAUAGCCUUCCUUUGAACUCUUGUGUCUUUAACUUAGAGUCUAUAUUUUAUUGAUUUUCCUAUAAUUUGUAAAUUAUAAAGAUGGUUUAUUAUAUGCAUGAAUCAUCUUUCCUGUCCUGAUUAUAAGCUCCCUAUAAGAAGGGAUCAUAUCUUCUAACCCUUUUGUAUGCCUAGAAUAGUGCUGUGCACAGGUAGGCACUGAAUAAAUGCUUGUUAAUUAAAUUGAAUCAAUUUAACUUACAGCAGUAAAAUUGUGAAACAAAACCUUUUGUUAUCUGCAUGAAAAUAUUAUAUGAUAUAAGAAAUGGAAUUAUCUGUUGAUAUGCUGAGUUUAUUAUCUCAUUAGAUUACAAUGCAGAUGAGCAAAUAAAGCUAGUGCUUAUUCCCUACUUGGAUCAUUUCUGUACUAUGAUUAGAGAAUUGGUUUAUAUGUGGCACCAAGUUUACAGUGUGGAUGACAUUCCCUUGCUCUUGAUCUACUUCACAAGAAAGAUGAUGAGAGAUGACAAACUAU